CUUGGUCGUUGCACCUUAGGUAUCCACUCAACUUAUUCUCUCCUUUGUGCAAUUGAGCAAAAGCAGAUGCUCAAGAGAACCUUUGAUUAUUCAAACAAAGCAAUUCCAAAACAAACUCCCUUGUUUCUUCCAAUCUCCAUUUAAACACCAUACUCUCCUUAUUCCAUUAACAAGAUCAAAGACAAAAACCUGUAAACGCAAUGAAGCUCGACAAAGAUAUCUUUCACCCCUCCCACCCCCACCACAAGCUCAAGAUCCAGUACACAGAGACGCCGUUCAGCUGCGACGGGUGCAAGGAAGCCGGCAUUGGCCUCAAAUACAAAUGUGAUGAAUGUGAAUUCGACCUACACAAUGUAUGUGCCAUGGCGCCUACCACCAUCACACACCCCUUCUACAAGAAAUGCGAAUUCCAGUUCCACAUAAAGCCUCCAGGCACUGUGAUGAGGAUAUGUGACGCAUGCGGGAAAGAUGUUCUUGGGCUGGUAUAUCACUGUAAAGGGUGCGGUUAUGACCUGCAUCCAUGUUGCGCCAGCCUCCCACACAUGCUCGAUGAUGGGGAGCGAAACCUCUAUCUUGGCAUGAAGCUCUCCAGCGCUUGCCAUCGGUGUGGUGGAAAAGGGCUCGGUUGGUCUUAUAGGUCUGAGUGCAAAAGCUACAACUUGCAUGUGUCAUGUGUGAAGGAUCUUCUUGUGGAGAACUGGCAAGCUAUGCAUCUGAACGUGGAUAAGAACAAGAUGAGGGAGAUACAGACGAAGAUUCCAAGCCUGAGAGGUGCAAUGGAAGUUCAUCCUAAGGAGAAGGUGGGGAAGGUGCACAAGUAUUGCCAGAUUGCUGGUGGGGCCGUUCGGGUGAUUGUCUCAGCCAUUCUUGGAGAUCCUACGCCUAUAAUAGCUGGUGUGGUACAGGGAUUAAUGCCCAAGUAGUAAUGAAAAAUGUAAGGAAAAUCCAAGUUGCAAGAUGACUUUGUUGGUAUUUUCAUUUGUGUUUGGUUGCACAUGAUUGCAUGAAAAUGAGUAUGUAGACUGAUUAACUUUG
Messenger RNA from Magnolia sinica, 1035 nucleotides. Its product is annotated as protein VACUOLELESS GAMETOPHYTES-like. Lineage: Eukaryota; Viridiplantae; Streptophyta; Magnoliopsida; Magnoliales; Magnoliaceae. The record is from RefSeq and is a predicted model, not a curated record. The transcript has a single exon. The coding region runs from base 201 to 923 and encodes 240 amino acids.